AGGACGCAGAAUCGGGGAAAAUGUCAGAAUCAAACUCGUACGAGGAGCAGCGCUGGAGGCAGAUCGAGGAGAACCAGCGGAAGGUCGAGGAGCUCCACCUGCACCACCUUUCCGCCGCCGUCCGCGAGGCCGCCGCCAGGCCCAAGCCCAAGCACAAGUCCAGGUUGAAGCCCAAGGCCCCGGGCCCCGGCAAGCUCCGGCGGUCCGGCCGCGUCGCCACCCUCCCGGAGCAGCCUGACUACCUCGCGGGCGCAAAGCGUCGCGACUACCGUGGAGGGUACGAGGCACAUGCCGCCGCCAAACAAAAGGCGGAGGAGCUCCAGCGCCAGAUUCACGACAUCCGCUGGCCGGCCUUCGUCAAGCCCAUCACCCACGACUGCGCGAGCAAGUCAUUCGCAAUGGCAAUCCCCAAGGACUUCAUCAAGUAUCUCCCGGCGCACGACGAGGCGGUCGUCGUGGUGGAUGAGGCGGAUGACGAGUUCCACAUGGUGUACAAUGCUAGACACCACUUCCUCAGGAAGGAGUGGAGAGGGUUCGUCGUCCACCAUGGCCUCGCCGAUGGUGAUUGCUUGGUUUUCCAACUCACGCACAUGACAAGGUUCAAGCAACUCCAUGUUCAGUACGAUUGCAUACAUAUAGCUCGUUCCAAAUGUGGUCAUUAUAAAGCAGGUUACGGGCCAUAUCCAUGA
Messenger RNA from Hordeum vulgare subsp. vulgare (domesticated barley), 689 nucleotides. Its product is annotated as B3 domain-containing protein Os06g0194400-like. Lineage: Eukaryota; Viridiplantae; Streptophyta; Magnoliopsida; Poales; Poaceae. The record is from RefSeq and is a predicted model, not a curated record. The coding region runs from base 21 to 689 and encodes 222 amino acids. The transcript has 5 exons. Gene Ontology annotation, molecular function: DNA binding.